CAAGCAUAACUACAGUGUCGCGGUUUGUGAUAGAAGUAACAUCUUGAACGGUUCCACAAUGUUGGAUCUGGAUCGCAAUCCACUACCGGAUCAGCUCGGUUAUUUGGUGCUGUCAGAGGACGGAUCGGUUCAUGCUUCCGGAGGCGAGCUGGAAAACGAUGAGCGUAGUGCAAACAUAAUCAGCAAUCUUCUUACGCUUACAGAAAGCAUCGAUCCGGCCAUAUUCUCUGCACGCUCUUGCAGGAAAGUUUCGAUCGUUUUCGCGGACCACAGUUACACCAUAUGCCUUUCGAACAAACGCAUUUACGUCGUAAAGAAACGGAAUCGUGCGGAAACAACCGCUAACAGUGGCAUCGAAUCGGAUAAUCAUUCAAUAUUAGCAUGAUUCUACGCGCGUUUUUCGGAGUGAAAUAAAAAAUCGAUCGCUUUUUAUGAAAGCAUUACUUUCUA
Anopheles maculipalpis is the source of this 450-nucleotide messenger RNA. RefSeq names its product ragulator complex protein LAMTOR4 homolog (gene Lamtor4). Gene Ontology annotation, molecular function: guanyl-nucleotide exchange factor activity. The transcript has 2 exons. Gene Ontology annotation, cellular component: Ragulator complex; lysosome. Gene Ontology annotation, biological process: cellular response to amino acid stimulus; positive regulation of TOR signaling. Bases 59 to 385 code for a protein of 108 amino acids. NCBI's taxonomy places the organism in Eukaryota, Metazoa, Arthropoda, Insecta, Diptera, Culicidae. The record is from RefSeq and is a predicted model, not a curated record.